AUGUCGAGCCAGCUCGACGACUGGAAGGCGGCGCACGACCUGUCGCUCGAGGCGCAGAAGACGCGCAUCACGAGCUUCAAGGAGAGCAGCGAGGCGCUCAUGCUCGGGCUCGACGACGUCCGGACCGUGCUCGAGGAGAAGGAGUUCCAGCUCUGGGAGAAGGAGGGGUUGCUCGAGUACCAGGAGGAGCGGCUCCUCGACAGCGAGGACCAGGAGGUCCAGAUGGCCCUCUACAUCAACAUGCUCGCGCAAUCGAUGCUCGCGCUCAACCUCACGCUCCCCGAGGGCCUCGAGGAGCAGCCCUACUACGGCCAGGAGCGCGCCCACACGGACGACGCGCCCAACGACGACGCCAUCCGCCGCCGGCGCCGCCUCCGCGCCAAGGCCCCGCUGCCCGCGGGCGUCACCGGCGCGUACCGCGCGCACCUCCUCGCGCAGGGGCGCAAAGGCCGCGCGGCGUGA
Molecule: messenger RNA, 462 nt
Organism: Aureococcus anophagefferens
Lineage: Eukaryota; Pelagophyceae; Pelagomonadales; Pelagomonadaceae
Exons: 1
Coding region: 1-462 (153 amino acids)
Source: RefSeq, a predicted model, not a curated record